Daldinia vernicosa is the source of this 1268-nucleotide messenger RNA. RefSeq lists its product as uncharacterized. The coding region runs from base 134 to 775 and encodes 213 amino acids. Lineage: Eukaryota; Fungi; Ascomycota; Sordariomycetes; Xylariales; Hypoxylaceae. The record is from RefSeq and is a predicted model, not a curated record. The transcript is spliced from 2 exons.
UUCGACGUCGUACGAGCAUAUACCGCCUAGCCAGCAAAUUUUAUAUACCUACCCAAGCUCCUCUUGAUUUGAUUUUUUCUUCCUUUUUAUAUACCUUUAGUCCUAGACACAGCCCUCUAAGACAUCAAACGCCAUGGCCGCUCCGGCAUCCAAGACAAUUGGCGAUCUAAACGGGAAGUGGGUUUUGAACAAAACCCUCUCCGACCCCGUCGACCCAGCCCUCUCCCUCCAAGGCGUAUCCUGGCUCGUGCGCAAAGCCAUCGGCGCCGCGACCGUCACCCUCGACACGAAGCAGUACCAAGGCCCGGCCACGCCCCCCAACACCAGCACCACCGAGCUCGUCACGCGCAUCGACAUCCAGCAGAUCGCGACCGCGGGCGUCAAGGGCACCGCCGAGAACCGGUGUCUGGACUACUUGUUCCGCGAGCACAGCGACUGGCUGUUCGGGCGCGUGCGCGGGCGCAGCCGGUGGAUCGGCGCGGAGGAGCUCGCCGCGCACGUGGGGCCGGAGGGGGAGGCGCGUAGGACCGGGGUCGUCGAGGACGAUUUCGCGGCGAGGGAUUGGCUCGAGGAGGGGGAGGGGGAGAAGGGCGGGCCGAAGGGCGAGACGCACGUCUUGAAUCACGUCGAGAGUCUGGAUGCGGGGUGGACGGCGCUGCAGGUCUGGGGGUUCCAGAACGUGGGUGGGGAGAGGAGGUAUGUGCGGAAUGUGGUCGUGGCUAAGGACGGCACGUUUGUCAACUUUAAGAUGGUGUAUGACUGGGUCCCUGAGUAAAUAAGUGCCUUGUCAUCCAAUCCUUGAGAGCGAGUUUUCUCUGGUGUUGAAGCAACUCCCCAUCUAGCUAGCUAGCCGUGAGCUGGGGGAGUUGCUCGAACGAGCGAUAUUUAAGGGGAUAAAUACGAAUUGUCUAUAUUACGGCGUAAUCAUCCAAUGCUGGUUCGCAAUCUGAAGCACAUUACAUACAUACAAUUUGCGACUUCGUCUCUGCUCGAGCGUAGCCUCCAUGUCUUGUUGAACGGGGGGCCCUUAUAGCAUAAACCAGCCCGAGGUGUUGAAUCCCUCCAUGCAAGGAAUGCUCCGUAACAAUCUCGAGCCCGGUGUGAUAAAGCACCUUCUUCCUGUAGCGCCUUUCCCUUAAUUGCCCGAUCUUGACCCGUUAUUUACCAUGCCCUCCUGAUAUCAAACCCCGUCUGGAUCAUACCGAUUAACUCCUAGGCGCUACAUCCACUCGCUCAUCUCAUCCAUCACGCCGGUCUCCGCUUAACGA